Molecule: messenger RNA, 2944 nt
Organism: Cynoglossus semilaevis (tongue sole)
Lineage: Eukaryota; Metazoa; Chordata; Actinopteri; Pleuronectiformes; Cynoglossidae
Gene: nyap2a
Product: neuronal tyrosine-phosphorylated phosphoinositide-3-kinase adaptor 2a
Exons: 7
Coding region: 917-2923 (668 amino acids)
Biological process (GO): neuron projection morphogenesis; phosphatidylinositol 3-kinase/protein kinase B signal transduction
Source: RefSeq, a predicted model, not a curated record
UUUAAUAAAUAGAUAUGGUGCGAGUGUGUUAAAGCUGCUCUGUUCAGUCUGCUGACUGUACAUGGAAUACAGUAUGCUGUGUUUAAUAUCCGAGCUCUGUAUAUGUGCACUUAGGGAAUACUUAGGGAGAUUUAAAUUUUCAUGAGGGUCCUAUAAUUUCGUCCUAAACUGUACGGCAGCUGGCUUCCAUUAUGGUUUAUUAAUGCAUCCUUUUCAUUUCUCCUCUGCACAAAUACCAUCAAAUCUGAGAACACAACCCCAGCGGACAAAUUCCUUCCUGCAGACGGUCUGUGACAUCAUAUGAUGUCAUGGUGAUAAAGCAUCACGUGACAUCUCACCAGUUGAUGUCAUUAUCAGCAUCAUGUAGGAAAUGAGCACACAUACAAAAGCACACACACACACACAGAGGUAAAAGAAGAGAGUAACGGAGAAAUAAAUACCCCCCCCCACCCCGGCAGCAGGAGGAGGAGUCAGCAGGGUGAGGAUGCUGCUUGGUUGCCGUGGUUUCAGCCUCCCAUUUCUUGUGGUGACUGUCGCCGAGGAUGCGCGUGUGCGUGUUUGAGUGUGUGGGGCUGAAGGGUGUUUGUGUGCGUGUGUGUAAUUCUGACAGAGGUGAGAAUAUAUGAGAUAAGGACAGAGGAGAGAAGGAAAGGAGACAAGGAGAGGGAGAACAGAGGUGCCGGGGAUUACUGUCACUGCAGUGAGUCGCGGCUUUCUGCAGCUGCAUAUCUGUGACGACAGCAGGACUCUUCAUCGGUCCAUCAUCGUUACUGCACAAGGGUGGAGGACUGAAGCAGGCAAGGAAGCAGCAGAGGAGACAGUGAAGGAGGGAAGGAGGUAGUGAAGGAGUCAGCAAAGGAUAAGGUGAAGGAGUGAUGGAUGGAGUCUGAUUACUCAGUGAACCUUUGGUCUCACAAUGUAUCAGCAGGAGGCGUCUUCCUUCAGGAGGUUUUUCCAGUAUGUGGAAGACAGUGGUCUUCGAACCUACGACGGACUGGUGAUUCAAAAUGCUUCAGACAUCGCACGGGAGAGUGAUCGUGUUCGCAACCAGACCAACUGGACGUACCUGCAGGAGAAGCACCAGAAGAAGAGAAGACAGGACGACGCCAUCAACAGGAUUGGUGAAGAUGUUUCCAUGGUACCUGAUGUGUCAUACUCUGGGAAACAUUUCAGGAUAGGUUUCAUGACGAUGCCAGUGCCACAAGACCGGCUGCCCCCUCCGAGCCAAGGCUUCACAGUCCGAUCCCAGUCCCUCCACUCUGUUGGUGGGGGCGAAGACGAGUCCAACCAAAGCCGAAAACAACCACCACCCAAGCCCAAGAGAGACCCCAACACCAAACUGAGCAGCAGCUCUGAGAUGGUGAACGGAGGAUCUGGACUCAGAAGAGACCAGCAGGAGGGCAAAGACACAGCAGACCACAUGGAGGCUCAGUGUCCUUUCUACUCUGAAGACUACAGGAAGUUGCCUCCGCCCAAACCGAAGAGAAACCCAAACACGCAGCUCAGCACCUCCUUCGAUGAGUCCUACAUACAUGAUCAUGCCAGCAGGAAGUCUUCUGUACGGUUGGACAAAUCCUCGUCUCAGAGUCAAAGUCCAGGAUCCAGGGACAUGGAUGACGAGGAACCGGUUUAUAUUGAAAUGGUGGGAAACAUCUUGCGUGAGAUGAAGGGUCAGGAAGUGUUGGAGGACGAGCAGAAUGAGUCGGUGUACGAGGAGAUGAAGUACCCAGUGUUGGACGACCUUCUGCAGGACGCUCACUCUGCCAUCAUGGACUCUGAGAUCUGGUCUUGUGGGUCUCUGUGUGACAUCCCUCCACCCUUCCCUAACCUCCUGACUCACCGACCUCCUCUACUCGUAUUCCCUCCUGCACCAGCUCAGUGCUCGCCUAACUCUGAUGAGUCCCCCCUCACACCCAUGGACGUCACCCGGCUGCCUAUGAUGGAGAACGUCUCCUAUAAAUCAGGUGGUGUGGAACACCCCCAGCACCACGCUCACCGUAGCAAGGACAGAGACCGAGACCGAAAACGAGAAGUGGACAGAGAACACUCCUCCAACCACACCAUCACAUCUUCUGGACGCUCCUCGGCUCCACCACUACCGUCCAACUACUACAAGUCUUCAGACUCUCUUCACGGUGGUCAUGGUUACCCACGCAGUCACUCAGCAUGUCCGUCUCCAGUCAGCAUGAGUCGCCCUCUGACCCCACUGAGCCUUAAGAGGCCCCCGCCCUAUGACACACUGGCAGCUGGAGGAAGCAUGCCUCGCUCCUCAUCCUCAUCAUCACACAAAGUGGAACCCAAACUCAGUAACUCCUCCAACAUCCACAGCUCCAUGCAGAACGUGUCAGCGAGGUCACAGACGCCAACGAGCCCAUUGGACAAUGUGAACAACCUGUUUACCUCAGGUAAACAAGCAGUGAGGAGAGAGUCGGGAGGCAGGAAGAGCAGGGAAGGUGAAGUAGGUUACAGGUCACUUCCCAGACAUGACAGCAGAGACAGAGAAGGACGAUCCAGUCCAGGAUCCAGCAGGAGGGGGAGGUCGUCUGUCAGCCCCACGAUGAUGCUGUGUGGUGGAGGAGGAGAGUCGGUGUCUGUGGGUAAACUGGGACGUUCGGCCUCCACCUCCGGAGUCUCUUCACCUGGAGGAACUCCUUAUCGUCAUCUGCACGAAGCCCAUCAGCACGCCCUGAGCCAGAUGCCGUGGCUCUGUGGAGACUCCACCAUGAUGGAGAUGAUCGAGAAGAAGAGAGUUCUGUGUCGGGAAAUCAAGGCCCGUCAGCGGCCUGAGAAGAAUCUGUGUAAACAGGACAGUAUGCCCAUCCUGCCCAGCUGGAAGAAGAAACACCCACCGCCAUAUUCAGCCCCAGCAUCUGCCGGAGCCACAGGACACAACACCACUGUCUUCUGGGACACGUCCAUCUGAGGCAGAGCUCAGAGCAGAGGC